AGCCCGGAUACAUUUAAGACAUACCGCACGAAUUCACAAAGAGUAUUGAUGGAGAGGGUGUGGAGGUUUAUUUCAGUCUCCAAAUUGAGGGAAAGAUUACUGUGAGGAGCAAUGCCGACCGUGGUUCUGAUGGACGUGUCCUUGUCCAUGACACGGCCUGUGUCACUGGACGGUAGUGAAGAGUUUCAAAGGAAGAACCUGGCAGUUCAUGGACUCACUAUGUUAUUUGAACACAUGGCCACCAACUACCGUCUGGAGUUCACAUCACUGGUGGCAUUUUCCUCACUCUGGGAGCUCCUGGUACCCUUUACUAGAGACUACAACAGUCUGCAGGAAGCCUUGAGCAACCUAGAGGACUAUGACAAAACCUGCCUUGAGUCAGCACUGCAGGGAGUCAAUAACGUUGUACAGCAGGAGUGGGGCAGUGGUUGUCCCUGCCAGGUGGUGCUAGUGACUGAUGGUUCUUUGGGCAUAGGAAAGGGCUCUCUGCGGCAUUCCCUUCAGACUUUAAAGCAUCGUUCAGAGGACAAGAAAUUCCCACUGCCUUUCCCUUUCCCAGCCAAGCUGUUUGUCAUGUGCAUCGCCAACGCAGAAGAGCUCCAGACCACCGACACCAUGGAUAACUUGGAGCAGCUUCUAAGUCUAAACAGAGGGGAGGGACAGAUCUUCACCAUGGAGGGACCAUUGUGCCUGAAGAGUGUCCAGGCCAUGUUUGGGAGGCUGAUUGACCAGGCGUACUCGCCCUUCCAUGCAGUCCUCCGCUGUGGGAACCUGUCCUCAGACGUUCAGGUUUUCCCUCGGCCCGAGCCUGUGAUCGUGGACGAGGAGGUGGACCCUAUGCCCAGGACAGUCCAGACAGAUCUAGAGAUUGUGGGUUUCAUUGAAAUAGGAGACAUCUCCAGUCCGCCGGUCAUAUCCAGACACUUGGUCCUUCCCAUCGCUGUGAUCAAAGAGGCGGAUGAGAUUGGCACAAGUAACACGGAUGAAGCAGAGGAGGAGCCGUCAGCCAAUCAGAUGGCGGGGAAGAGCCCCAACUUCUGUGUCCUUUUGCAUGGUAGUCUCAAGGUGGAGGGCAUGGUGGCUCUGGUGCAGCUGGGGCCUGAGUGGUAUGGUAUGCUGUACUCCCAAGCAGACAGCAAGAAGAAGUCCAACCUGAUGAUGUCUCUGUUUGAGCCUGGGCCUGAGCCUCUUCCCUGGCUAGGCAAGGUCUCCCAGCUGGGGCCCAUCUCAGAUGCUCUUGAAAACCCUUAUGGAGAGGAUGACAGCAAAAGCCCCUUUCCUGUGCAGCCGAAGAUUAAACGUAGCUAUGGUCAGAAUGUCACAGUGUGGAUCAAAGCCAGCGGACUGCAGACGGAUGUCCAAAAGAUUCUGAGGAAUGCAAGGAAACUACCAGAGAAGACUCAGACCUUCUAUAAGGAGUUAAACCGGCUGCGGAAAGCUGCCCUGGCCUUUGGCUUCUGGGAGCUGCUGAAGGGGGUGGCGGAGCUGUUAGAGAGAGAAUGCACCCUGCUCCCAGACAACGCACACCCAGACGCUGCCUUCCAGCUGUCCCAUGCUGCCCAGCAGCUGAAGCUGGCCAGCACAGGCGACUCUCAGUAUGCCGCCUUUGAUCACAACAUCGCCCCCAUGCACACAGACUUCUCAAGCUGAGCCGGCUCAGGACGAAGAUCUGGGAAGAAGGAUGCAGGAGAAGUCUUCUCAUGGAGACUUGUAUUUGAUUGAAAUGACCUUGAUGUGAACAAUGGACAGCUGUUGUUCUGCGAUUGUGAACCACCGCUUGCAGAGCAAACAACUCAUGUUUUUACUAAUACAGACCAUAAGCACUCUGCUUGUGAUGCCCUUUUUGUUUACCAAAUGUUGUGUACAUAUAUAGCAUUUUAUAAGUGUUUCUAAUAAAUAUAAUUAGUCACCA
Messenger RNA from Hypomesus transpacificus, 1912 nucleotides. It is a transcript of the gene ints14, whose product is annotated as integrator complex subunit 14. Gene Ontology annotation, cellular component: integrator complex. The record is from RefSeq and is a predicted model, not a curated record. Gene Ontology annotation, biological process: snRNA 3'-end processing. Lineage: Eukaryota; Metazoa; Chordata; Actinopteri; Osmeriformes; Osmeridae. The coding region runs from base 112 to 1650 and encodes 512 amino acids. The transcript has 12 exons.